Molecule: messenger RNA, 3276 nt
Organism: Trichomonas vaginalis G3
Lineage: Eukaryota; Parabasalia; Trichomonadida; Trichomonadidae
Product: cyclic nucleotide phosphodiesterase family
Exons: 1
Coding region: 1-3276 (1091 amino acids)
Biological process (GO): signal transduction
Molecular function (GO): 3',5'-cyclic-nucleotide phosphodiesterase activity; protein binding
Source: RefSeq, a predicted model, not a curated record
AUGAGAACUGGCUCUUUUAGAAUCAAGAGUGGAGCCAGCCAAAUCAAAGGAGGCCCACAACUUCCUAAUAUUAUCAAUCAUAAAGCCGGCGGCACUCGAGUAAUGCCGAGGUUUCAUCAAUUUGAUAAUCAAAACGUUCCAAUAACAAGACCUAUUGUUACCGCAAAUAGUGAGCAUGAAGGAGCACAAUCCAGGCAAACACGUCAAGCACAACCACUUGCUCCAUUACCACAAAAUCUCGAUUUUGAUGCUGACAUGUGUAUGGACGAGCUUUUAAAGACUUUAGAAAAUAACCCACUUUCUCAAACAAUCGAAGUUUACAUUCGCGCUGCAUUAGAUGCUCAAACAGUUAUUUUCUGGCAAGAAGUUCCAAAUCUCCAAUUACUUUACUCUCCAACAUUAAAAAUUACUUGCCAACAUACAGAAGGUAUCGUCGGAAAUGCAUUCUUCACACGUCAGCUCUCCUCAGCUGCUUCUGGACAAGAACAUCCCGCAUUUAAACCCGAAUUCGAUGGAAAAUUCUGUCCAAACAACUCCCCAGUUAUGGUAUUCCCAAUCAUCGACUACAACAACUCUAUUAUGGGCAUUUGUCUUGCAAUUCGUCCAUCAGGAUCCCAACCAUUUACAAAAGCCAUGGAGAACUUCUGCCAAUGGUUCACUCGCAAGCUUAGAUCCCUUACAAGAUGGGUAAAGCCAAAGAAAGACUUCAGCAUUCAUCUUCUUGACGUUACUCAGAUCCAAAGAACAGAUCAGUACUUGAAGACAACCCUUGGCAAGAUCGCAUCCUUCUUCUCAUGCCGCGCUGCAGAGAUCUGGAAACUCGAUAAAACAUCAGGAGAAAUGACUUGUUUCUCUGAUGAUGUUGUUCUUGUCAACCAAGACGCUUCUGGCAUUGCCGGUAACUGCCUUCUCAAAACAACCGUUGUAAACUGUCCGAAAUGCCAGUUACAUGCUUAUUACAACCCAACAUCCGAUGGAAACCUCAACGAAGCAGUUCUCGCAUAUCCUAUUACAGAGAGCCAAGCGAAUACCGCAUACUGCGUUAUUCUUCGUGGCCCACAAUCAAAUUCGAUUUUUACAGCCGAAGAUGAAGAGUUUCUCAAGCAAGCAGCUCCUCAUUACGUACUCAGCCUUGAGAAUGCAAACACAUUCUCCAUGGCCGAUGACGAAUUCCAGCAUGUCCACAUGGAAAGAGAAUCUCUUGGCGCAUUACUUGAAGUUGCCGAGCUACUUGGUAACCAACGUGAUAAGGACAAGCUUCUCCUUACUAUCAUGGAGAAAGGCCGUCAAUUAACAAACGCAGACAGAUGUGCCUUAUUUAUUGUCAAUGACGACAAAGACAAACUCAUUACAUCAUUCCAGAAUGGUCUAGAGAACGCAAUUACCAUCCCUAUCAACAAGGGUAUCGCAGGACAUACAUACGCCGAGCGAACAAUUAUGAAUAUCACCGACGCAUACGAAAACCAAUACUUCGACCCUACUACAGAUAAAGAGACCGGAUACAGGACACGCUCCAUUCUCUCUGUCCCAAUCUACAACAACCGUACCGAGAUUAUCGGUGUUACAGAGAUGAUUAACAAGAAUGACAACAAACCAUUCACACAAUGGGACAUAAACGUCAUCCAGAUCUUCAAUGUCUUCGCGGGCAUCUCCCUUGAGAACGUUUUCCUCUACAAAGAAGCCCAAGAAAAAGGAGAACAGCUCAGAUCAUUGUUGGAUGUUUCCUUCUCCAUUACGAAGCGCGAGGAUGUACAGCGUCUUCUUAAAGACAUCCUUUCCAAUGCCAGGAAACAGAUCAACGCAGAGUGUUCUUCAUUAUUCCUUCUCGACGAAACAUCGGACUCUUUGACAUCAUACAUUGCAGAUGGCGGAACAUUACCUCCAAACUUACCAUUGAGUUCCGGAAUCGUUGCUUAUUGCGCCAAAUCAAAGAAAGGAAUCAUAAACAACGAUGUCUAUCAUUCCCCAGAAUUCAACAGAACAGUAGAUAUAUCUACAGGAUUUAAGACAAAUUCAUUACUCGCUGUUCCUGUUUUAAGUGGUUCUGGUGAAUUAAUAGGUGUUGUCGAGAUGGUCAAUAAAGUUGACAAUUGCUUUAACAACAAAGAUCUCGAGAUUGUCCAGAAUUUCGCAGUUUUGAGUUCUGUUGCCAUUGAAAAUGACAGACUCAAAGGCAUCGCAACAAAUGGAUCAGCUGAUGUCGAGAUGUCUAAAUGGAUUACAGAACCAGAAAGAACACUUACAGAUCAGAUUCCUGCGAAGUUGAAAUUAACAGAAGAACAACAAAAAGUUGCUUCUUCCCUCAAUUUCUUCUCACCAGAUUUCAGAGGAAUCAACCACAUCAGAGAACUGUUUUAUUUGUUCUCCAAAUUCAACAUUCUCAGAGAUUUCAAGAUUUCUAAUGAGCUCUUCUUCAGAUUCAUCUACAAGAUAAGGUCAACAUACAACGAUGUUCCUUAUCACAACUGGAUGCACGCAUGCGAUGUCACAGAAUACGUCGCUUACGAGCUGAAGACAUCAGGAUUUGAUGAAAUGUUGAGUCCUCUUGAAAAAUUCGCUUUGUUACUUUCAGCUGUUUGCCAUGAUGCAAAUCACGAAGGUUUCAACAACAUCUUCAACAUCAAAGCGCAAACACCACUUGGUUUGUUGUUCAAGGACACAUCUGUCAUGGAAACACACCACUUGACAGUUUCUAUUGAUAUAUUGAGUGAUGAUUCAUAUAAUUUGAUUUAUUCACUCAGCGAAGAAGACACAAAGAAGAUGUGGCAGAUGAUGAUACAGAACAUUCUCGCUACAGAUAUGGCAAAGCACUUCGAAAUGAUCAAGACAACUAAAGCAUUGGUUGACGCGGGAGAGUUCGAUCUAAAUAAGGAAGAACACAGAAGAAUCGCUAUGUCUCUUUUGUUGAAAGUAGCAGAUAUUUCCAAUGUUUCACGUCCAUUCGAAUUGGCUGAUAACUGGUGUGAUAUCUUGAAUGUCGAAUUCUACAGACAAGGUGACUUAGAAAAGGCGACUGGAAUUGGUUUGACAUCUCCAUUGAAUGAUCGCGAACAUCCAGAUAAACCUAAGUCACAGAUUGGUUUCUAUAACUUCGUCUGCUUGCCAUUGUAUAACGUUGUUGCUACUAUCUUCCCUAAGCUCCAAGUCAACGCUGAUUCAGUCAAGUCUAACUUGGCUGUUUGGAUGGAAUUGGCUGAGAAGAAGAAGAAAGAAGACGAAGCAAAGGCUGCAGCUGCCGGUGCUGCACAACCAGCUCCUGCUCCAGCUGCUAAGUAA